UCAGCAUGGCCGUGGAUUGGAUCGGGUUCGGCUACGCCGCUCUGGUGACAUCGGGAGGGCUCAUUGGCUACGCUAAAGCAGGCAGUGUUCCAUCGCUGGCUGCUGGGCUGCUCUUUGGAAGUCUGGCUGGUCUGGGUGCCUAUCAGCUGUCCCAGAAUCCAAGUAAUGUUUGGAUUUCUCUGAUUACAUCUGGAACACUCACUGCUGUAAUGGGAACAAGGUUUUACAACUCUGGAAAGUUCAUGCCUGCAGGACUGAUUGCUGGUGUCAGUUUGCUGAUGGUUGGAAGAUUAGCACUGAAGAUGGUGGAGAAGCCCCAUGAAAAAUAACUGCUCAUUUUACUGCUUAUCACUUGGAUGAGGAAACCUGAUAAUGACACUGCGAACACAGAAGCAAGAAAAUCAGGAUGGAUAGUUUACGUACAAAGUGCCAUUUAUUUCAAGAAUCUGGUAGAGCUCUUACUGUGCAGUGAGAAUUUGGUCCUGGUUGUUUUUUUUGAAACACAUUUCAUUGUAUUUUGAUACUUUUGAUUUUUAUAUCCCAAAAUAUACUGAUGACACAUAAGAAGUAGAGUGGAUCUGUAAUUAAGCAAGCAACCAUGAAGUGUCACCAGAAACAGCUGGCUGAAUACAGCACUGUAUCUCAUAACUUUUAUACCAAGUACUACAGUAUGCUUUACCUGCUGUAUCCUGAGUCGAUAUAUCACGUCUGUAUAACACCAAACAAAUCUUCUCUUUUUAUUGUGAAAUGAUGCUGAAAUGUUGCUUUUCUACAAGUAAAACCUGUUGCAAACCUUUA
Meleagris gallopavo (turkey) is the source of this 798-nucleotide messenger RNA. Its product is annotated as transmembrane protein 14C-like. NCBI's taxonomy places the organism in Eukaryota, Metazoa, Chordata, Aves, Galliformes, Phasianidae. Gene Ontology annotation, biological process: regulation of heme biosynthetic process. Gene Ontology annotation, cellular component: mitochondrial membrane. The record is from RefSeq and is a predicted model, not a curated record.